CAACCCACGCCGACCUUUGACCAGGCCGAUCAUCCAACCUGCAAAAUCUUUUCAACAUGGGGAGAUUCGCUACCCUUUCGACGGUCUGCCUCGCUGCAACUACCACCAUCUCUGCUUCUCCUUUACCGUCUCUGAAGCAGAGGCAAGAUGAUUGUUCUGCCGUGCAUAUCUUCAUAGCCAAGGGCUGGAACGAGACAUACCCAGGUCGACAGGGCAAAUUGACCGGCGCGAUAUGCUAUGGACUCGACAGUUGCAGCUAUGAAGAUGUUCUCUUCAGCAAUACCCCGGAAGACGAUUACUGUGGCUCGGUGACUGAAGGCGCAAUCAACGGCGUGGCUCAGGUCACUGCCUACGCUGAACGCUGUCCGCAAUCCCAACUGGUUGUUUCUGGUUAUUCACAAGGCGCCAAUGUUGCAGGCGACAUUCUCGGUGGUGGAGGUGGUCCAUUUGGCACACCUCCACUGAAUUGCAGCGUUGGAUAUACAGAUGGUCUCGACCCAACCACAAGCCCCGGAAAUCAGAUUGGCGCCGUGCUUCUCUUUGGCGACAAUCGUCAUGUUGCUAACCAGUCGUACAAUGUGCUGUCUGGAGCCAGUGCCGCCGCCGAGAAUCCACGACCCGAACCACAGCUCGAACGCCUCAAUGCUUUUGCUAGUGUCAUGCGGUCAUAUUGUGACAUUGCUGAUCCCGUUUGCGCCGCCGUAGGAGGCAGCGACCCUGAUGUCGAAACUCACCUGAAUUACUUUGACCUGUACAGCGAUGAUGCUGCGGGAUGGGUCAAGUGGAUUUUGGAGAACCCUCCCUCUACAGAGUAGAUAGACACUGAGACCGAAAUACCGGGAUGGAGUUCAAGAUCUAGUAAUCUGCGAAAGCCACCUGUUGUCACAUUCCUACAUGGCUUCUGUGAAGGAGUUCGACUGGUGCAUAAUUCUAGCUAAUUGACCUGGAACAUAAAAUAGUUUUGGCGUGCCAUGGGUCGAAAUGAACGUGAAAAUACGCUGGCUAGGAUCACAAGGUGAGAUACAUGUCACGUGAUUUAUCUCCGCCCUUGGCAUGCAAGCACUUUGAGU
Exophiala mesophila is the source of this 1070-nucleotide messenger RNA. RefSeq lists its product as uncharacterized. The coding region runs from base 57 to 815 and encodes 252 amino acids. The transcript is spliced from 2 exons. The record is from RefSeq and is a predicted model, not a curated record. Gene Ontology annotation, molecular function: hydrolase activity. NCBI's taxonomy places the organism in Eukaryota, Fungi, Ascomycota, Eurotiomycetes, Chaetothyriales, Herpotrichiellaceae.